This is a messenger RNA of Effrenium voratum, 423 nucleotides long. The record is from the annotation of a GenBank genome assembly. Lineage: Eukaryota; Dinophyceae; Suessiales; Symbiodiniaceae.
AUGCAGCUCACGGUGCACGUCCAGACGCUGGGCCGAAAGGCCGGGCUUAUCACGGUCAGUGAGAAUGACCUGGUCGAGAAGUUCUAUCAGCAGCUCGAGUACACGUACGGCAUCCCUGCCAAGCAGCAGCGCGUUUUGUAUGAAGGUCGCGACGGCCUGGUGGACGAUCUCAAGCCGGGCCGCCGGCUGAAGGACUACGCCCUGGCCAAGCCCGCGCGGGUGAUCCUGGGCAAGCAGCUGCCGCCCAAGCCCAAGGGCCCGGCGCCCGACUUCUCCCACUGGCGCAAGGCCAAGACCCGGCGCGCCCGGGGCCCCAUGGGCAUCGAGGCAUCGAGGAAAAUCGGCCGCACCAGCCGCGUCAUCGGUAAGGAGGUUGCCGCCCUGUCCUUCCUUUCCACCGCCCCAGGACACCGGAAGGGCUGA